Symbiodinium necroappetens is the source of this 642-nucleotide messenger RNA. The record is from the annotation of a GenBank genome assembly. Lineage: Eukaryota; Dinophyceae; Suessiales; Symbiodiniaceae.
AUGCCCCGAGUGUGCGUGAUUGUGCGUGGGUUGUGGACAUGUAUAGCAUACGCUCAUACCGCCUUCCCUGCCCGGGAAGACUGUCGUGAGGCUUGGUCCCCGGAGAAGAAGCACUGGUGCUGCACCAAGCAGGGAAAGGGCUGCGAGGGCCACCGCCCGCCUUCCGUCGAUGCCGGCUACGGCAUGGUCUGGAAGCACGUCCAGGUGAACGGCUACUGGACCUGGACGGCAGUGCACGGCCACGGCCACGCCAGCAUGCCCUACGACUGCCACGCCGGCAUGCACAACUGGCGUACCGGCUGGGCUGGUGCUGCUCCAACCAACACCUUGGAUGCGAAGGCGGAGCCGCCGCCGGAGGAGGUGUGGCAGGCGCCCCGAAGGGAGGCAGCGUCGUCGUGCACCACGUCGUCCACCACGGCGGUGGCUUUUACAGUGGACCACGCGCAUCCCCCGUCCGCUGCGGGCAGCGGCAUGAUGUGGAGCUGGAGCACCGCCGGAGGCGGAGGCGGACACCGGGUGCAAGUCAGCUCGCACGGGCACCUGCCCUUCAACUGCUUGGCUGGCGUCGCCAACUGGCAAGCGGGCUGGUCCCAUCCCAAGCAGGUCUGGUGCUGCAACCACUUCGGCAACUCCUGCGCCUGA